Molecule: messenger RNA, 1453 nt
Organism: Argiope bruennichi
Lineage: Eukaryota; Metazoa; Arthropoda; Arachnida; Araneae; Araneidae
Product: dynein regulatory complex subunit 4-like
Exons: 7
Coding region: 275-1393 (372 amino acids)
Biological process (GO): cell motility
Cellular component (GO): motile cilium; microtubule; Golgi apparatus
Molecular function (GO): microtubule binding; small GTPase binding
Source: RefSeq, a predicted model, not a curated record
AGGUUACUGAAAAAUAUGCUUUAAACUAUUGUGGGGACGAAUCGUUUGAACAAAAAUACCAUUUCGCUCCCAACACACCGUGAAAAGGAUUUUGAUGCAAUUCAACAUGUAAAUGACAACACUUAUCCUGGGAGCCCCUCUCUCUCUCUCAAACGUUUGUACCUCCGAAAUAUACGGUUAGCGAUGGAUUCGCCCAACUCAUAGGGAUAGCCGUUGCGUUUGAGACGCUCUUUUUCCGAGUGAUAAAUAAACAAACAAAAGUAUAUAAAUCAGCAUGGACUCCAAAAAGAAGCAGCCUGCCAAGAAAAUGGGGAAGAAACAAUUUAAAAACUAUACUCUCCUGAAUGGAGUCCCUAUUACUGACAUGCCUAAAGAACAGCUGGAAAAUCACUUUCUUCAAUUGCAACAAGUAGUAGAGCACGAGAGAGAAGAGAGAAACUAUUAUCAGUUAGAGAGAGACAAGAUACAGUUGUUCUGGGAAGUAACAAAGCAGCAGAUGGAAGAAAAAGAUGCUCUCCUGCAACUUAAGGACAGUGAAGUCGAUGAAGCUGCCUUGAACCAUUUAGCAGAAAUAAAAUUAUUUAAACAAAAAAUGAAACACAUCAUGUUUGAAUGCCAGCAGUAUAUUGAUGAAAGAAUGAAAGAAAAGACAAGUGAGAAAUUAAUAUUAGAAGAAGAACAUCUUGUUGAAGUGAAUCAUUUAGAAGAUGAAGCAAAUAAAUUAAAGGAUCAAUUUUUUCAAUUACAAAUAGAUAACGGAAAUGCUAUUAUUAAUCAAAGAUUAAAACAUGCUGAAGAUUUAUGUUCCCUACAUCAACAAUAUCAAAAGGAAACAGAUAUUUUGAAAAGUAAAGAAGUCGCCGAAAUCGGAGCAAUCCGUCACAGAUUAGAAAGAGACAGAGAAAAGGCCAUUCAAGAAAUACAGAAGAAAAAAGAUAUGCACAUAGAACAUUUAAUUCAAAUGCAUGAAGAAAUGUUUCAACAAAUGAAAAAUUAUUACAAUGAUAUUAUUAAAAAUGAUAUCUUGUUAAUAAAAUCGCUUAAGGAUAAAAUCAAAGACUUGCUAAGAAAAGAAUGUCACUAUAUUGAAACCAUUAAGAAUUUAGAGGCAAAAAAUGAUGUGUUAUCCAGUGCAUUUAAUGAUUUUCUGCAGAUAAAGUCCAGGCAUCUAAAGAAAGUGGAUUCUAAAGAUGUAUUCUAUUUUCAGAAGAAACAAGAAGAAAAAUCCCAAAAGAUUCUGCAUGAUAAUUUAUCUGGUAAAAGUCUAACUAAACCUCAAAACUGGAAAAUUUUGGAAAAUGAUCUCUUGUAUUUUCAGCAGACAGUUGAUGGUGUUCCGAAUAUUUCUAGUCAUUUUGUGAAUGAUCAUUGGAAAAGAAGGAACAGCUGGUAAAAUUUUCAUAAAAGAAUGUACUUUCUGAAUAAUAAUAAAACUUCUGUCAUUCCAGUACCA